Molecule: messenger RNA, 4260 nt
Organism: Notolabrus celidotus (New Zealand spotty)
Lineage: Eukaryota; Metazoa; Chordata; Actinopteri; Labriformes; Labridae
Gene: mgat4b
Product: alpha-1,3-mannosyl-glycoprotein 4-beta-N-acetylglucosaminyltransferase B
Exons: 8
Coding region: 1-801 (266 amino acids)
Biological process (GO): protein N-linked glycosylation
Cellular component (GO): endoplasmic reticulum; endoplasmic reticulum-Golgi intermediate compartment; Golgi stack
Molecular function (GO): acetylglucosaminyltransferase activity
Source: RefSeq, a predicted model, not a curated record
AUGGCUGAGUGUCACGGGUCCCUGGGUGGCUUCAGCAUCAUCUUUGACGUCUUUGAAGGCGUGGGUAAGAUGUUCAAGUCUUUGGACCUGUCGCUGAUCGUGGAGUUCAUGCUGAUGUUUUACAAAGACAAGCCCAUCGACUGGCUGCUGGACCACAUCAUGUGGGUCAAAGUGUGCAAUCCAGAGAAGGAUGCGAAACACUGUGACAGACAGAAAGCUAACCUGAGGAUCCGCUUCAAGCCGUCUCUCUUCCAACACGUCGGCACACACUCAUCCCUCGCUGGAAAAAUACAGAAACUCAAGGAUAAGGACUUCGGGAAACAGACCCUCCAUAAGGGUCACGCCAACCCGCUGGCGGAGGUGACGACCAGCCUGAAGACCUACCAGCACUUCACCUUGGAGAAGGCCUACCUGGGAGAGGACUUCUUCUGGGCCUUCACACCCGUCGCAGGGGACUUCAUACGGAUACGAUUCUUCACACCCGUCCGCAUAGAGAGGUAUUUCUUUCGGAGCGGAAACAUCGAGCAUCCGGGAGACAAACUCUUCAACACAUCAGUGGAGGUUCUGCCGUUCGACAAUAUCCAGGCGGAGAAAGAGGCCUUGACAGAAGGGAGGGAGAAAACGCCAAAGUACCACCGGACAGAAGACGGAUUCAUCAGAAUAGGAAACUUCCAGAACGGCAUCGCAGAGGGAGAGGUUGACCCCACCUUUGGGCCCCUGGAGGCGAUGCGUCUCUCUGUGAUUACGGACUCACCGGUUUGGGUGAUCCUCAGCGAGAUCUUCAUAAAGAAAGCAGAGUGAAGCUCCGCCCCCUCAGUGAUACCUCAGCUCCUCCGAGCGUUCAGCCGAGCCCACCAGAGGCUCGCCAGCUGCCGUCCUGCUCACCAGAAACCCACCGCGGUGCCACAGCGCCCUCGUCUGGCCGGACCUGGUUACUGCAGGGCUGAACAGAGACCUGAACACACAGCUCUGACAGACUGACUGACGAUGCUGUAUUAACCCUGAGGAGUCUGUAUUUAUGUGUACAUACAGUUAGUUAAUGUUGAAACACUGGUGAUAGCGACUCAUCACUUCUGCUGAUGAAACUGCUGCUUCUAAAGACUCAAAGGCCUCUUUCUCUCCGGACCUUUCUACCAACACCGCCCCACCAGGAACCCCACCAGGAACCCCACCAGGAACCCCACCAGGAACCCCACCAGGAACCCCACCAGGAACCCCACCAGGAACCCCACCAGGAACCCCACCAGGAACCCCACCAGGAACCCCACGGUCUCCCACAGUAUACGUGCUUAUACGCAUAGAGCUGUAUACACACACGUCAUAUGAAUGCCCUCUCAGUGUGUGUGUGUGUGUGUGUGUGUGUGUGUGUGUGUGUGUGUCUGUAGUCGCUGCUCGGGGUUCGCCCAUCAGAGAGCGGUUUGCCUUAAAGAAGAAGAAGAAGAAGAAGAAGAAGAAGAAGAGCGGAGUUACUUCAAACGAGCCCUGAAACACUGCAACAUGUAGCGACAACAGUACCCACAAUCCUUUGCUGCGACCUCGGACCUUCUCACGUCUUUGUGGCUUGAAACUACUGAUGACAGCUGUUUUACUUUUUUAAUGAAGUCUUUUAAGGAUGUUUUAUUUGAGUUUACUGAGGCCUUUUAAUGACACCUGCUCUGUUAGAAUCUACAGUACUCUGAUUACACUCUGCAAAGUACUGAUACUUUACAGUACUAUGAUGUUCUUUACAGUACUCUAAUGUUCUGCACAGUACUCUAAUGUUCUUUACAGUACUAAGAUGUUCUUUACAGUACUCUAAUGUUCUGCACAGUACUCUAAUGUUCUUCACAGUACUCCAAUGUUCUUUACAGUACUCUAAUGUUCUUUACAGUACUCUAAUGUUCUUCACAGUACUCUUAUGUUCUUUACAGUACUCUAAUCUUCUUUACAGUACUAUGAUGUUCUUUACAGUACUCUAAUGUUCUGCACAGUACUCUAAUGUUCUUCACAGUACUCUAAUGUUCUUUACAGUACUCUAAUGUUCUUCACAGUACUCUAAUGUUCUUUAUAGUUCUCUAAUGUUCUGCACAGUACUGAUACUUUACAGUACUACAAUGGUCUUUACAGUACUCUAAUGUUCUUCACAGUACUCUAAUGUUCUUUACAGUACUCUAAUGUUCUUUACAGUACUCUAAUGUUCUUCACAGUACUCUAAUGUUCUUUAUAGUACUCUCAUGUUCUGCACAGUACUGAUACUUUACAAUACUACCAUGUUCUUUACAGUACUGAUACUUUACAGUACUCUAAUGUUCUUCACAAUACUGCUACUUUACAGUACUGCUCAGAACAUUUCAGUACUCUGAUGUUCUUCACAGAUCUGCUACUUUACACUACUAAAAUGUUCUUUACAGUACUGCUCAGUACUUUACAGUACUCUGAUGUUCUUUACAGUGCUGCUUCUUGAAAGUACUACUGUUUUCUUUACAGUACUCCAAUUACAUACACUUCACAGUACUCUAAUGUUCUUUACAGUACAAUGAUGUUCAUUACACGACAACACUCUGAUGUUGUUGUUCAGAGUACUCGGAUGUUCUUUACAGUACUCUGAUCACACGCUCUUGGCAGUACUAUCAGUACUUUGCAGUACUACAAUGUUCUUUACAGUACUUAUCAUUAUUUUACUGUACUCUAAUGUCUUCAGAGUACUUCAGAGUGUUCUUUACAGCACUAUGGUGUUCUUUAGAGUACUCUCAUGAUCUUUACAGUACUCUGCGGUGAACUCUGAAGUACUUUAUUUGCUCUAAUGUAAUUUACAGUGCUUCAUUGUAUCUACUCUACUGUUCUUUAAAGAACAUGAGAGUACUUUAAUGUACUUCACAGUACUCUGACGUUCUUCACAGUACUGCUACUAUACAAUACUACGAGGUUUUUACAGCACUCAAAUGUUAUUUACAGUACUUCAGUUACACACAGUUCACAGUACUGCUACUUUACAUUACUCUAAUGUUCUUUACAGUACAUUACAGUUUUCUAAAUUUAUACUUUAAGAUACUUUGAGUGACUUUCGACCACCUCCUUGUGCUGAGGUACUCUGAUGUACUCUGUAGAACAGCACAAUUAACUUUGCAGUACUCUUACAUACUCUGCAGUACUCUAAUGUGCUUUAGAAUACUUCACAGUACUCUGUCAUUUACAGUGCUUUAGUGUCUGUAAUCUGAUUUCCUCUGAUGUUCUUUACUCAGAUACUUCUUUGCAGUUUUCUGAUUUAUGCAGUAGUACUUCAUAGUAUGUGUACUCUACAGCUCUGUAGUGUAAAUGAACUUAAGAGUACUCUUAUUUACAUUACAGAACUGUGCUGUACUCUGGUGUACUUCACAGUACUGUGGUGUUCUUCUCUAAUCCGCUCUGUAGUACUUUCAAACUCCUGGAUUUACCUUGCAGCACUUUAACGUACUUCAUAGUACUCUGAUGUAUUUUACUUUACUUCACAGAGGCGUAAUUUACAGUAAACUUUACAGUAUUCCACUCUGCAGUAGUCAGAUGUACUUUAAUGUACUCGGCAGUACUCUAGUUUCCUCUGUAGUACUUUACAGUACUGUAGUUUUCAGUCCAGUGCAAAAAGAGAUUCAAGUCUUUGUUUUCACGUUCAGUCACGUUUAAUAAAAACGGAAAACUUGGACCGAUACUUUAAUUUUCUGUGAAGUCGCUGUCUUUAUUUUCUCACUGCUGGCUUCAGUUUCACAGGAGACGCUUUUUGAUCAAUUGCUCCUUUGCAUUAUUUGUCCUCUAAAUCCAUUAAUAAGUAAUGUGGUUUACAAAGCGUGAGUUUAAUAAACUUUUACAUUUUAUAUGUAGAGUCAUCUCUUGCAGAUUCAACGAGCUCCAAACUGAUGAUCUUUAAAAAUCCAGACUACAUUUUAAGAUGACCUUUUUAUAAUUCAAAGAAACAGGAGAACAAACUUAGGGGAGCAAUUUAGCAAAAUAAGACUCGUCCCUCCUGUCCGGACCAUCAUGCAUUCAUUCAUGCAUUCAUUCAUGCAUUCAUCCAUUCAUUCAUUCAUUCGUUCAUGUAACAGGCAACAGAACUUUACUCUCUCAGAUCUGAAGUGAACUUAGCGUCUUCAAGCUUCAGGAAACAUCACAACCUUUCUUUGUAAGAUGCACUGGAAUGCAUUGCUAUAAUCUUGUGUUUGUCUUUUGUAUCCUUUAGAUAAACUCUAUUUAAAUGAUCUUUAACUUCUAUCAAUCUGUGAAUUGUAAUAAAGACAGAAAUGAAAAUGA